Messenger RNA from Cetraspora pellucida, 172 nucleotides. The record is from the annotation of a GenBank genome assembly. Lineage: Eukaryota; Fungi; Glomeromycota; Glomeromycetes; Diversisporales; Gigasporaceae.
GACGAUAUCGAUAAUGCGUAUAUUGCAGACCUAGGUCUCACUUCGUAUUCGAAAACAAGUGAAGUCAUGGGAAUAAUCAUGACAGAAAUAGCUAACGGGAAAUGUUCACCUUUUAAAUGUAAACCUGGAUUCGAUUUUGGAAUUCCAGAUUGUUAUGUUAUGUUGGCUGAAC